AGCUAACAUGUAAAAUAUUUAUUUGAUGUUGCAGAUUGGUAGUGGGUUGCUUGGGUAAUAUAGUUUUAUGAUGUAGUUUUAUUUGCAUGAAAAGUCUAACGAAAUAUCUUUUCUCAAGAUGAUAAACUAAGACUUCAUCAAGCUACCCCUGCAUUACUAUGAUGCAAUUGUAUGCACCACUGGGAUAUAUGGGCAUUUCUAGCCUUUUCACUGCUGUUUUAUAUGUAAAUUCAUCUUUUAGAGAACUGCCAUGAAGAGGAGUUAUUUCUGAGUGUUGUUUUUUUUUCUCCGAACAUUUUGUUUUGUAAAACAUAUGGUUGGGAGUACUCAGAAUAGAAAUGUAUAUUUGAACAUAUUGAUAUCUUUCAGAACAUUGUGCUACAGUAGCAACUUAGUUGUAGCUACUUGGUGCUUGAUAUAAAGUAAUCAAGUUCUAUGAAAGCCUCCUUUUGGUGAAUUCUUGAAGAGAAGGAAAAGAGGAAAAUGGGAAUGCAUGAGAGUAGUGAAAGAUUUCAUACUUCAUUAUCUGCCUAUUUGCUGUGCAGGGAGUUUACAUAUUGUCGAGCAGCUCAAAGAAGUCAAAAUCGUUCAACUUUUUGUUAGUGGAAUUUCGCCAAACACUUGGCCACUGUUGCAGAAGCUGAAAUCUCUUGUAGGAGCUUCAACCAUAGUUUUCAUCUUCAAGUUUAGUAUCAGUGCAAUGUAGUACUUUCUGAAAUUCUUAUACUAUAUUUCCUGUUUGAUGUUACAUUUAAUUAGACAAGCAAUAAUUACCUUCUUUACUGAACAUGCAUGUCUUGCCAUAUGAAAAAUAAUUUUAAAAAUUAAUAUUUCGAUACAGAAACUUGAACAUUUUGACUAAUUUGGAAGUGCUGGAGCAGUGCUGCAGCAGUAUAUAUGCACUUAAACACUAUAUGUAUUAAUAUGAAGGCAUGGAUAAGCACCAUUGUCCAACUAUGCACAAAUUUGUGUUGUACCAUAUUUAUUUAUGUUUUUCUUUUUCAAUAGGUGCACAAAAAAAAGGGAAUUGGCAGCAUAUAUCUGCGGUAGCGUGUACUUAAAUGCAUUUUCAUGUAAUUCUACUGUUGCAUUUUUAAAACUAACUAUUCAAUCUAGAUUGCGUUUAAGGCGUGAGCUUACAAAUAUGCUGAUAACUAGUACUCUUUUUUGUAGUCAAAUUUUUGUUGUGCAAUGAAUUUUAGAAUGUAUUGCAUACCACACUUUCACCGGUGCUGAACAUAGCACACUUGAAAAUGGUUUGAGUCACUAUUUAGUUCAAAUAUUUUUUGAUUCAAUCUGCAUCUGACUCAUUGCUACUGCUGCAUCAAUCCUUAUUUUUGACAUGCCCAUACAUGAAAGCUAUGUAUUUAUGGAAUUUCCUUAUUAUUAAUUGUUUAUAAUAUAAUCUAUAGUUUCUGAAAUAUGUGCGUAUUAAAUACUUGCAUAAUUACUCGUAUCUUGCGAAUCUCCACAAUAAAGAAGUACAUUUGGUGCAAUCUUAUCACCUUUCUCGUUUAUAUCAAAAUUUCACUACGUAUCAGUGACUGAGGUGUCUCUGCCAUACUCGAGGUUGUGCUAUUUUGUCGUAUUAGAAAUGCGCAUUAUAUAUGAUGCGAAGGUACCCAAACAGUGUGCUUAAAGGUUUUGUAUGUCAAGCACAAUACAUAAGGUUCCGCAAGGUUGCCCUAAUUUCUGAGGUAUGAUCAACAUACACACUGCAACUUUCUUGAUUUGCCUUACUACAUGCUUGCCGAUACUAGCAGUCAAUUUGCUUUCCAAAUAGCUCUGGCAUCUUUGAUCUAUGAAUGGGUAAAUUGUGGUUCUGAGAGAGAUUUCCUUUUUUCUUCCGCAGAUUUAGGGUUUUAUCAUUCCCAAACUAAGAAAUUGAAAUCAACAUUAAAAACUGUGUUUACACUUUCCUUAAGUAUGGAGUGAUAGAAGGAAAAGGAAAGGAGAUUUUGCGCUAAAUGUCGAUGAAUGAGAAGCUUUAAUAUGUUAGAUUUCAUUCACAUUUAUGUAUCUUAGUGUGAACAGGUAUUGAAAAUGCUAACUUCGUCAUCUAUUAUUAUCAUAUUAUCAUGUAUAUGUUGAUUUAUCUAUCUUUAUCCUUUUUUAACUUUCGACAUUGUAAUCAUUGAGGUUCCAAGACAAGUAGAUUGUUAAUUUUUAGUUUGUCAUAAAUAAAUUAAACAAUUUAUUUCUCGUUAGAAAUAUUCGAAUCUAUGGUAAUUGAUUUGUUUUCUUUUGUAUGAAAGGAAGGAAUAUAAUAUCUUGUAAUGGCUGAGGGAACGAGACGAAGAAGUGCUAGAUUAUUAGCCCUUCAAGAGCCAAAAAACCAGAAGAAACCAUUUGGCACAAAUAUGUUGGAUGACGAAAAGGCAGCGAAGAACCCACAACAAGUUGAUCCUAGCAACAAUGGUAAUUCAUCAGAAAAUUCUUGUGCACCAGAUAUUUCUACCAAUGUGAUCAUUGAUAGCAUUCUUGAUGUAUUUCAAGUGAAUGACACAAAAGAGCUAUUUGCCAUGCCGAAUAAUAUACAGAUAACUGAUUAUUCUGAGAUGGUUAAUAACCCUGGUGAUUUCGCAACCUUAAGACAGAAGCUUAAGGAUGGGAUGUAUCAGACCCUGGAGCAAUUUGCGGAUGAUGUUUACAAGGUAUUUCGUAAGGCAAUAAAUUCAAAUCCUCAAGAUUCUCUUCGUAUGAAGGAGGCAGCUUAUCAAAAAGAGAGUGCAAAGAAUCUGUUCCAAUCUUUGAAGAACAGUCGUGAGCAUAUUCUGUUGGACAUCUCAGCUUGGCAUCAAAAGUAUUUCGGGUAUACAAAGAGAACAAACUCAAAUUAUAGAAAAAAACAAUAUUCGAGAAGCAUAUCAAAGAAAACUCCAAACUCUUCGGCUAUUCCUAGUUCGAUGCCUAAAGCAGAAUCUGUGGAAGGCUCUGAAUUUUGUGAAGAGCAGCAAACAAAUUCAAACAACACUAUGAGCAAUUUGAGCAUACCAGUAUCCAUGCAUCCUACACAGAUUGUUUAUAACAACAACACUUCAGGUUUUACUCAGAGUUUGAUGCACUUUGUGAAGGAUGCGAACUAUCAAUCCCAUACGAGUUCAGAGCAACCUAAUAUGGAGAAUGGCCAAGAAGCUGGAUAUUUGUUGCCCUUAACUUCGGGUCUUCACAACCAAAUGGGCAACGCGAAUUUCUCAUUGGCAACAUUCUCCAAUCCGUUUAACUACUCGUUUAACUACCCACUGAAUGUUGCAGAUUUUAGUGGCAAUAAUGCGGAGGCAAGUUGGUACAUCCCCCUACUGAAUCCUACGCAUUUCUGGAGCCCCUACUUCCUAACUCCCACAGCAGGCGGAACAGGAUCGGCAAGUUUCAAUACUAUGCAAUCUUCAAUCCCUUCAAUGAAUGCUAAUAGCAUGCCUGGUUCAAAUGUUCUUUAUGGCCCUAAUAGCAACCUGGACAAUGAUAGUCUGCUUAUGUUGCCCUCAUCAGUUAGUACACCAGAAUCACUAGGAAAAGGUAAGAAUAUCUCGGUGUCUAGUUCAAGCCAAGCUAUUGAGCCUAACAUGAUCGCAGAUAAAGGCAAAAGCCCCCUACCAUACCAAAGCCAAGCUAUUGAGCCUAAGAGCCACUUCAAUGCAUUUUUUAGCCUUGGAGUUGAAGGGAGAAGCUCAAUGAGGAGAGUCGAACCAAGCCAUGUGGACGCAAAUUUAGUCACCAGUGAACAGGAAUGCUCAAAGGGGAAGGAUACCGUACAAUCAUCAUCCGUCUAUGACUCAGUUCCCUGUCCAUUAGGAUCAACAGGUACUGAACUCAAUCCAAGCUCGACAUCGACUGAUCCCAACAAGCCAAGGACUCUCAAUCUAUUUGGUGGCCCAAAGUAAAGCUUAAUUUAUCUCUCUGCUAGGUUUGAAUCCGACCUCCCGAAGAGUCUAAACUUACAUUCUGCUAUCUCGAUAUUAUGCAUUUGAACUAUUGGUUGGCCUUGUUUUCUUUUAUGCAUUUGAACUGCUGGUUGACUUUGUUUGCUUUUGUUGUUUGACUUUGUUUAGUAUCGAACUAUUAUGAAUUGAGAAUGAUAUUAUCUGAAUCUUUUAUGUGUGUUGUAACAUGCUUGUGAGGUUACAAUGGUAGGUUUUGUGAUUGAGCACAUAUGCAAACCCAGUUUAUUCAUUUUGAAAGUACUGGACAUAAACUGGGUCCAUCUGAGAAUUUUAUAGCAGAGAAGUGGUUGUAUUACUACUAAAUAUUUAUGUUAAUUGUUGGAAUUCAGCUUU
This is a messenger RNA of Ananas comosus (pineapple), 4274 nucleotides long. RefSeq lists its product as uncharacterized. Bases 2277 to 3881 code for a protein of 534 amino acids. Gene Ontology annotation, molecular function: protein binding. The record is from RefSeq and is a predicted model, not a curated record. The transcript has 10 exons. Lineage: Eukaryota; Viridiplantae; Streptophyta; Magnoliopsida; Poales; Bromeliaceae.